CGUUCCGCACAGCGGCUCUCAGCGCGGCGCUCGGCCGGGCCGGGCCGGGCCGGUACGAACCGCUCCGAACAGCACCCGCCUCACAGCCAGCCUCAAGGGAGCCGCAGCGCGGGGAGAAAAGCUUUAUUUUUCCACCUCCGGCCCCGCGGGACGGGAAACUGAGGAGAACGGGCUGAAGGGGCCGCGCGGCUCCAGGUGAAGGGAGGAGGGAGUGGGGGGGGCUGAGGAGAGAGGGGCCGUUUGAUUGACAGUUGCCAUGGCGACGCGCGAGUCCCCGCCCUCCCUUGGCGGCGCAGCCAAUGGGAGGGCGCGGCCGGGCCAGCAGGCUGCGGUGCCAUAUAGUAUUGCGGCGGGGCCGGGAGUCACGUUGGGGGGAGCCGCGGAGAGGAGCCCGUUUACACUACUUUGCUAUAGCAGCUCUCGUUAAUGGUUAUUGCGUGGCCGGGAGGAAACCUGAUCGGCUAGAGCCGGCCGAGAGCAGGAGCAGGAGGAGGAGGAGUGGACUUUCCGGAGAGAUAGAAGAGGGGGGAGAGGAGGAGAAGGGGACACCGAGAGAGGGGAGAAAAAAAAAAAAAAAGAAAAAAAAAAAGAAAACAAACCAAGUCAUGUCUUCUGCCUCCCCCGCGGACGAGAUCACGAUCAAGCAGGAAAAUGUGAUGGAAAUCCUCUCCGACGCCGGCAAGGUGCCCCCGGACGGAGCGGCCGCGCUGAGCCCCGCGCCGCCGCCCCCCCCCGCCGCCGCCCCGUUCCCCAUGGAGCACGGAGCCGCCGCCGGGGAGGAGGGCAGCGCCGAGCCCGUCCUGCUCCACACGGAACUUUUGGCCCGGAACCACCACGCCGCCGCCGCCUCUCCCUCCUCCUCCUCCUCCUCCUCGUCCUCUUCGUCGUCCUCCUCGCAGCCCCCCCUGGCUUUCUCCCCGGACCACGUCGCGUGUGUGUGCGAGGCGCUGCAGCAGGGGGGCAACCUGGACCGCCUGGCCCGGUUCCUGUGGUCUUUGCCCCCGAGCGAUCUGCUACGUGGCAACGAGAGCCUGAUGAAAGCCCGGGCGCUGGUGGCUUUCCACCAGGGCAUCUACGCCGAGCUCUACAGCAUCCUGGAGAGCCACAACUUCGACUCGUCCAACCACCCGCUGCUGCAGGAGCUGUGGUACAAAGCUCGCUACACCGAGGCGGAGCGAGCCCGGGGCAAACCCCUGGGGGCGGUGGACAAGUACCGGCUGCGGAGGAAAUACCCCCUGCCCCGCACCAUCUGGGACGGCGAGGAGACGGUGUACUGCUUCAAGGAGAAGUCCCGCAACGCCCUCAAGGAGCUCUACAAGCAGAACCGCUACCCCUCGCCGGCCGAGAAGCGCAACCUGGCCAAGAUCACCGGGCUGUCCCUCACGCAGGUCAGCAACUGGUUCAAGAACCGCCGCCAGCGGGACCGCAACCCGUCCGAGACGCAGUCCAAAAGUGAAUCAGAUGGCAACCCCAGCACGGAGGAUGAGUCCAGUAAGGGGCAGGAGGAUUUAUCCCCACAUCCGCUCUCCAGCUCGUCCGACGGAGUCACCAGCCUCAGCCUUCCCAGCCACAUGGAGCCCGUCUACAUGCAGCAGCUUGGAAACACUAAAAUAGCCUUGAGCUCAUCUGGUGUCUUGUUGAAUGGGAACCUCGUGCCUGCCAGUAGUUCUCCUGUCUUUCUCAAUGGUAGUUCUUUUCUUCAAGGACCCAAUGGUGUCAUUCUCAAUGGACUCAGCGUGGGGGCUUCCCAACCGGUGACUUUAAAUUCACCCAAAACCACUUCAAGUGCUGUGAGCAAUGGGGUGUCCAUCACUGACAUCAUGUCGUCUUCUUCGGAAGAUGUGAAAGACUUCAAACUCCUCCAGGCUUCGGUCCCCAACACAGCAGCAGACACAUUCAGCCCCAGCAACAUACCAGUCUCCUUCCCGGGAUUGAUACCGAGCUCAGAAGUGAAAAGGGAAAGCACACAAACUGUUGCUUCCCAAGAUGGAGGCUCUGUAGUUACUUUUACUGCUCCUGUCCAAAUAAACCAGUAUGGCAUUGUCCAGAUCCCCAAUUCAGGAACAAAUGGCCAGUUGCUGAACGGAAGCAUUGGUUUUUCUUCUCUGCAGCUGCCUCCUGUUUCUGUGGCAGCUUCUCAAGAUAACGUUUCGGUAAAUUCUAGCACAUCAGAUGGAGGAACUUUCACAAGUGACUCUUCAACGGUGCAGCAAGGAAAGGUUUUCUUCAGCCCCCUCGCUCCGAGCGCCGUCGUUUAUACAGUUCCCAAUUCAGGUCAGGCGGUGGGAUCCGUCAAGCAGGAAGGACUGGAAAGAAGCCUUGUGUUUUCUCAGUUAAUGCCAGUCGGUCAGAACGCGCAACUCAAUGUAAACAUGUCUUCUGAAAAUAUAUCCAGCGGAGGACUCCAGUCCUUGGCCUCCUCCUUAGUGAAUGUAACGCCCUCACAUAAUUUCUCCCUCACGCCACCGACUCUUUUAAAUGCUGCAGAACUGAGCUCUGGUAUCUCUGAGAGCCAGUCCAUGUCAUUGCCCGUAACCAGUACCUCUACCGUGAUAUCUAUCAGCAACACUAACUAUGCAACUCUUCAGAACUGCUCCCUCAUUACCAGUCAAGAUCUGUUGUCCAUUUCUACAGCACAGCCCGCACUUGGAGAAAUCGUUUUUACGACUGGAGACCGUGUGAGCCAUCCUUCUGCACAGGUACACCAGGAUUUUGUCCGAGAGCACAGGUUGGUUCUGCAAGCUGUACCAGAUGUCAAAGAGAAUUUCUUGCCUAAUUCAGAAAGCAAAUCAACCGGCAGCUUAAUGAUGCUGGAUUCGAAAUCCAAGUAUGUUAUGAGUAACAUGGUUGACACGGUUUGUGAAGAACUGGAAACGGACAAAAAGGAACUUGCCAAACUGCAGACAGUUCAGAUGGAUGAAGAUAUGCAAGACUUAUAAUUUUUUUCCUUGCUUUCUGUUUCAGUAGAUAAGACUCCUGUUGAGGCCCUAAGAAGCACCAAGUGGAGUGGGUUUUUUGUUGUUUUUUUUUUUUAAAGAAAGCAGAAGAACAUUUAAAUGGUCUGAAUUGAUGUACAGAGGAAUCUCUGGCAACGGGUCUCGGUUGCCACACUUGGUUUGCAUGCAGUAUUCUCUUUUAAGCAGAUUAAAGGAGAAAGGAAACGCCAGGGGAAGUACCAAGCAAAUGGGUACAGGUUUGGCUACUGCUACUGCGCUGAUAACGUAACUAGAUUCUCUGUAGUGCAACAUGCUAUCAACAGUAAGUAUACACACUCCUAACAGUAGGUAGAAAGCAAAAAUCUUGCUCUGGAAAGGUAGAAAUGAUGCAGUUGUUUUCGCUGUUUACUUCUAGUCCGUGGGCAUUGAAAAAUUUUUUAAGAAUUCUAGACGAUACCUCACAGGCUACUUUUUUGUUGUUGGAGGUUAAGAAACAAAACAAAACCCUAACUAAUUUUGUUACUGGUGUGUUUGCUUUUUUUUUUUUUUUUUUUUCCAGCAGGCUUGUGUUCAUACCAAAAAUCUCACAUCAAACAUUGACAGGUUUCGAGGUGCUACAGAUAGCAUUUUGUCAGUGCACCAAAAAAGCAUCAUCUGAAACUCUAAUUUUGCAACUCGGAAGCUUUCUCUCCAGUAUGAAUGUAAAUAUUGUUUCAGUUCUUAUCAAGGAGACUUUUUUUUUUUUUUUUUUAAUUAGUACAAUGGAUUUUAUUUAUGGUUUAUGUUCCCUUUCACUUUAGACACAAUGCAUUGAAAAGGAAAACGUUUUCUGGCUGUUUAAUUUAUUUUUAUUGUUUGAGCAGGAAGUAAACGUAGUUAUUUCUGACAAGGUUUUACUUUUUUGUAGUUUUUCAAGCAAUAGACUGUAAAAGUAAAAUGUUAAUCACACUGAAACUAGAAAAUGAGCUCCCAGUCUCACAAACCCAGGAGGUCCCUGUCUCUACCCCCUCUGUCUUUGUGUUCAGGGGUUUUUUGUUUGUUUUGUUAGUAAUUUGCAAAUUAGUUGAACCUUUUUUCUCUGUGUAUUUUUUAUGGAAUUCCAUGUGCCUUUCUUCCUAGUGGCCUUAUCUUCGUUACUAAAGCACAGUGGCAGGAGGAAUAAAAACACUGACUUGCAAA
This is a messenger RNA of Phasianus colchicus (ring-necked pheasant), 4115 nucleotides long. It is a transcript of the gene SIX4, whose product is annotated as SIX homeobox 4. The record is from RefSeq and is a predicted model, not a curated record. Gene Ontology annotation, biological process: regulation of transcription by RNA polymerase II. Lineage: Eukaryota; Metazoa; Chordata; Aves; Galliformes; Phasianidae. Gene Ontology annotation, molecular function: DNA-binding transcription factor activity, RNA polymerase II-specific; RNA polymerase II cis-regulatory region sequence-specific DNA binding. Gene Ontology annotation, cellular component: nucleus; transcription regulator complex.